AGAAAAUGUUGGUGAGAAAAGAACAAAACUACGGCGGAAGUUCAGGGAAAGUGGGCGGAAAAUAAUUGCGAGAACUCUAGAUUGCAAAUAACACCGGUAUAGCAUGAUGAAAACCGCAAUCAACUUCUAUUAGGUAAAUACUUGUAUUAUCGGAAAAUAACUUAAAACGAGUUUAUUGUGCGGGACACAUAGUCUUACUUUCGAGUUCACAAUGGGACUCCCAACUCUGGAGUUUAGCGAUUCUUUUCUGGAUAGCCCUGAUUUCAGAGAACGGCUAAAAUAUCAUGAAAUAGAGUUGGACCGUACAAACAAAUUCAUCAAAGAACUGAUCAAAGACGGGAAUAUGUUGAUUACGGCGCUGAAGAGUCUGUCUGCUGCUGUCCAGAAGUUCUCCCAGUCCCUGCAGGAGUUCCAGUUUGAGUGUAUAGGAGACGCAGAGACGGAUGACGAGGUCAAUAUUGCCCAGUCGUUCAAGGAGUUCUCCCAGCUGCUGACCACGGUGGAGGAGGAGAGGAGACGUUUGAUCCAGAAUGCGGAUGAUGUGCUGAUUGCACCUUUAGAGAAGUUCAGGAAGGAGCAGAUUGGAGCUGCUAAGGAAGGGAAGAAGAAGUUUGACAAGGAGACAGAGAAAUACUACACCGUUCUAGAGAAGCACCUGGCCUUGUCCUCCAGGAAGAAAGAGACAUUCUUACAAGAGGCAGACACACAGAUUGACAAAGAGAGACAGGUCUUCUAUGAUGCCUCCCUGGAGUACGUUUUCAAGAUCCAGGAGGUCCAAGAAAAGAAGAAGUUUGAAUUUGUGGAACCGCUGCUGGCCUUCCUGCAGGGUCUGUUCACGUUCUACCAUGAAGGAUACGAGCUCGCUCACGAGUUUGAGCCUUACAAACAACAGCUCCAGUUCAACCUGCAGAACACGAGGAACAACUUUGUGAGUACGAAGCAGGAGGUAGAGAAACUGAUGAAGAGAAUCAGAUCAGCUGAUCAGGACUACAAACCUCCAGGACAGUGGACCAUGGAGGGAUUCCUCUACGUCCAGGAGAAACGGCCGCUGGGAUGCACGUGGACGCGACACUACUGUACGUAUGAGAAGGGCAGCAAAACCUUCACCAUGACCAACUUUGAAACCAAAUCAGCUGGCAAACAGAAUGGUCUGGUGGUGAGUCCAUCUGAGAUGUUCAAGCUGAAGUCCUGUAUCCGGAGGAAGACUGACUCCAUCGACAAGCGAUUCUGCUUCGAUAUCGAAGUGGUGGAAAGGCAUGGCAUCGUGACUCUCCAGGCUCUGUCUGAGUCCAACAGAAGGCUGUGGCUGGAGGCUAUGGAUGGCAAGGAGCCGAUUUACAACCUUCCAGCCAUUCUGAGCAAGAAAGAAGAGACGUACCUAAACGAGGCAGGGUUUAAUUUUGUGAGGAAAUGUAUUGACCUGGUGGAGGUACGAGGGAUCAACACGUUGGGCCUCUACAGAAUAGGAGGGGUCAACUCUAAGGUCCAGAAGUUGAUGACCACUGUGUUUGCAACCAAGGCUCCUGUUGAUAUGAACCUGGACCCAGACACCUGGGACAACAAGACCAUCACCAGCGGCCUGAAGAAUUACCUCAGGUGUCUCUCUGAGCCUCUGAUGACGUUUAAACUCCACAAAGACUUCAUCCUGGCCGUCAAGUCUGAUGACCAGAACUACAGAGUAAGGGCGGUCCAUGCCUUGGUCCACAAGCUGCCUGAGAGGAACAAGGAGAUGAUGGAGCUGCUGAUCAAACACCUCGUCACAGUGUCCACCCACAGCCAGUUCAACCUGAUGACGGUGUCCAACCUGGGUGUGAUCUUCGGGCCCACUUUGAUGAGGUCACAGGAGGAGACGGUGGCCGCCAUGAUGAACAUCAAGUUCCAGAACAUCGUGGUGGAGAUUCUCAUCGAGAACUUUGACAAGAUCUUCCACCAGGCUCCAGACCCCAACGUCCCGCUGCCCCAGCCCCAAGCCCGACCGAGCUCACGCAGGAGCAGGGCCAUCUGCCUGUCCAAAGGCCCUAGGAAGCCUCGCAGCAUCUACACCCCAACACUGUGCCUUGCAGACGCUGACAGUGACACGUUCAGCAGCAGUCCAGGCAGCACCCCCUUGGGAAGCAUGGAGUCCCUCUCCUCCCACUCCUCUGAGCAGAACAGCUCCUCCAAGACCACCAGCUCUUCCUCCCACCACCAGCCCAAAGACAAGGCUUCCCAUCCUCCUGGCCAGUGGCUGGGGAUGGGGCAGGGGACGAGCCAGUGGCUGGGGAUGGGGCAGGGGACGAGCCUGGAGCAAGGGAUGGGGCAGGGGACGAGCCUGGAGCAAGGGAUGGGGCAGGGGAUGGGGCAGGGGAUGGGGCAGGGGAUAGGGCAGGGGAUGGGGCAGGGGACGAGCCUGGAGCAGGGGAUGGGUCAGGGCCCAACCCUGGGUCUCCGUCACUCCCCCUCCCAGCUCUCUUCCAAUGGGCCAGGGAAGGGAAGCGUCCCACCCUGCCUCAGCAGCCCAGAAUCUAGCUCCAGGGAAGACAUGGAGGCAGGGAGGACAGACGGGGAGUCGGAGGGAGAUGCUCUGAGUCUGUCCUCAACCAGCACAACAGCUACACCCAGGGGGUCCAUCGGCCCGAAGAAAGCCCCCCACUCCCAGACUGAUCUCCGGCCGGCACCUGUGGCCCAGCUGACCCAGCUGGACCGCUCAGCCGCCCCGUCUCUGAGGUCACUGUAUAUCUCUGAAGGCCGGAGGAGCCUGGCAGGUUCAGUCCAGAGUUUGUCUGCCGUGACGCUGGACCAGAAAGAGGACAGUGGAAAGUCUACGGACCACCCAGACAUCCCUCCUCAACUAGUCACCCGUCGGAGAGACAGACCGGACAAGAUGGAGUCCUCCAGCAACGGAUACCAGAGACCAGGAUCAGUGGUCGCUGCAAGAGCCAUGCUGUUUGAAAACUCCCCCUCAGCGGCGCAGACCACACCUGUUGGAAGAGACGCCAAGGCCAUGUACUCCUGUGAGGCAGAACACAGCCAUGAGCUCAGCUUCCCACAGGGGGCGCUCUUCUCAAAAGUCUAUCCAUCUAUUGAACCUGGCUGGCUCCAAGCAACGUUCCAGGGAAAGACUGGCCUGAUCCCUGAGAACUAUGUGGUUUAUCUCUAACAACAAAACUGACUGAUCCAAGACCUAAACAACCCAACCCAACCCUGAUCAUUUCAUGGUAUUCAUGGUAACAAUAAUCUGCAAAAAAUGAUUGAUUGAUUUUUGCGAAGACCAAGUUUCCCUAUUGAUCAGAAAUGUAGACAUGGGAACGCUGAGCAUAGUUCAUAUAGAAUGAGCAGCUAUGUGUUAUUAUCACCUAACUGUUGUAUAUAUCAAGAUGAAUACUUCUGGUCACAUGUCAUGCUGCUGGUCCUAUUCCUAUAGGUUAGUGUUGAAAUACUGUAUGUUCCAGCUGGGAUAUGCAGUAAAAACAUACAUGAUUGAUAAUAUCACACUGAACAAAAAAAUAUAAACUCAACAUGUAAAGUGUUGGUCCCAUGUUUCAUGAGCUGAAAUAAAAUAUCCCUGAAAUGUUUCAUACGCUCAGAAAGCGUAUUUCUCUCAAAAAAAAUCUGUGCGCAAAUUUGUUUACAUCCCUGUUAGUGAGCGUUUUGCCUUUGC
Messenger RNA from Coregonus clupeaformis (lake whitefish), 3640 nucleotides. It is a transcript of the gene arhgap42b, whose product is annotated as rho GTPase-activating protein 42. Gene Ontology annotation, cellular component: cytoplasm. The transcript has 24 exons. Gene Ontology annotation, biological process: signal transduction. Bases 212 to 3139 code for a protein of 975 amino acids. The record is from RefSeq and is a predicted model, not a curated record. NCBI's taxonomy places the organism in Eukaryota, Metazoa, Chordata, Actinopteri, Salmoniformes, Salmonidae. Gene Ontology annotation, molecular function: GTPase activator activity; protein binding.